This is a messenger RNA of Brenthis ino (lesser marbled fritillary), 1053 nucleotides long. The record is from the annotation of a GenBank genome assembly. Lineage: Eukaryota; Metazoa; Arthropoda; Insecta; Lepidoptera; Nymphalidae.
AUGAACAACUCUAUAUUUUACGAGCCUGGACUCCAGAGUCCAGAAGAGUGUGUUCGUAUUAUAGCUGAUUUAAGGAAUAUUGUUCUCGUGGCUGUCGGAAAAUCUAAGAUCGUGAGGCGUUAUAUUAUAAGAUUUUAUAAAAUGUUGGUCCGUCCGCUGACACCAGCUUUGGCGGAGAAGGCUCGAAUUGAACUAAACGAGGACCCAAAACGGCUAGAGGAAGGUAUACGGCACUUGAAACAAUGGAUUUUAAAACAACCACACUUAAGAGCAAGAACAGAUGAUCAAUGGCUAGCUGCUUUUGUACGAGGCUGUAAAUACAGAUUAGAUCAAAGUAAAUCAAAAUUAGAUCUUUAUUUCUCUAUGAGAAGCACAGCUCCUUAUUUAUAUAGUGUUAAAUAUUUCGAACCUAAGGCGAUGGAUAUACUAAAUUUAGGGGCAAUAUUAUUAUUACGGAAAACCAAAAAGCCUGAUGAUCCAAGAGUUAUACUAUUAAGGGUUGGUCAAUAUGACACUAACGAAUACACUUUUUUGGAGCUAAUGUCCGUCCUAACUCUUCAGGAACAGAUUUGUUUUAUGGAGGACGAUAAUUUAGUUGUAGCAGGCACAGUUAAUGUGGUGGACUUGGCGGGAACAAAGCUAGGCCACUAUACACAAACUUCGAUAAAACAAUUGAAAAAUUUAAUCACUGCUAACCAGGAAGCUGUACCAAUAAGAAUUAGAGCCGUACAUUUUCUUAAUACUCCACCGUUUUUCGAAACAUUUUUCAGUAUUGCUAAAAGAUUUUUAAAUGAAAAGACAAAGAAAAGGAUUAUGAUACAUGGUAAAAACAUUGAAUCUUUACACGAACAUGUGUCCAAAGAUAUUUUACCAAAAGAAUAUGGCGGAACUGGUGACAGUAUUGAGGAAUGUAUAGAUUACUGGAAAACGAAAAUGCGGGAUUACAGUUCGUUUUUUGAAGAUGAUCUUAAAUAUGGAAGUGAUGAGUCUAAACGAAAUAAGAUACCUCGAUCUACUACUAUUGAUAAGACUUUUAGAGGUUUAGAAAUAGAU